Vespa mandarinia (Asian giant hornet) is the source of this 3549-nucleotide messenger RNA. RefSeq lists its product as uncharacterized. The record is from RefSeq and is a predicted model, not a curated record. Gene Ontology annotation, cellular component: cytoplasm; motile cilium. Lineage: Eukaryota; Metazoa; Arthropoda; Insecta; Hymenoptera; Vespidae. Gene Ontology annotation, biological process: cilium organization. Gene Ontology annotation, molecular function: protein binding.
AUAUAUAUAUAUAUAGAGAGAGAGAGAGAGAGAGAGAGAGAGAGAGAGAGAGAUAAAUAGGGAAAUAUAUAUACACAUAUAUUUUUUUAUUCUUUUCUUUUUCCAUGGGAAUGGUUUCUACUUCAUGUAAAUUCUUCCUCCUAUAAGUCACAGUUAAACAAUCAAAAGAAAAGAAAAACUCUCGAGUUUAACUCGAUACAUUUAAAUAAGUAUCUAAUUAAUCUAGUUAAAGUUUAUCUAGUUAAAGUUUGAUUCGAGAGAAAGAUCGAUAGAUGGUUUUUUAAUUAAAUCACUUGUCGAUCGAGCCGAGGAAUAACAUUAAUUAAAUUCUCUUGAUUAAAAGAUCAUCUACAUCAAAUUUAUAUAUAUAUAUAUAUAUAUAUAUAUAUAUAUAUAUAUAUAUAUAUAUAUAAGUGUAAGUAUAGAUGAGCCUGUGACAUAUGUCAAUGUAUGUAAUAGUAUUAAAAAGAUAUUAUCUAUAUUACCAUUAUGUUUAUAUAUAUAUAUAUAUAUAUAUAUAUAUAUAUAUAUAUAAACUUAAUGGGAUUUUAGCAAACUGUUAUAUGCACUUGAAUAAUCCUCAUUCGUAACGCUAUAAUUAAUGAAACGAAAUAUAUAUAAAUGUGUGCAUUUAUCUAACAAUGCCAAAAUGUCUUCUUGCAACUAAGGUUGUUCAGAUUUUUGAGAGAAGUCAGAAAAAAAGAAAUAGAAAAAAAAUAGUAGAAUUUGUUCAAGUACAAAUAUAUCGUAGUUAAAGAUAAAAUUUUAAUUGAUAGUAAUUGUUGAAGAAAAAAGAGAUAUAGUAUAUAUAUACAUUCAUAUAUCUAUAUAUAUAUAUAUAUAUAUAUAUAUAUAUAUAUAUAUAAAUAUUUAAAUUAUCGUUAUAUCGUACAAAAAAAUUUAUAAUAAUUUUACAAGUUUACGACGAUAAUUUAAAUUAGAUUUAUUGUUCAUUUUAUGUAAAGAUCAAAUCAGAGAAAAAAACCGUUCGAAAACAUAUCUAAAAGUUAAUUAGAAGAUUUUAUAAAUAAUAUAGUAUUCUUUUUAAAUUUUUUGAAAUGUAUUUUCCUUCGUAACGAUUGAUCUUGUGUAAAAAUCAAAGAAAGAAAAAAAAAAGAAUAAGAAACGAAAGGACAAAAAAAUCAAAAUGUUCCUUGAACAUUAUUUAAUAGACGAACGAAAACGAAUGAUAAUAAAAUUAAAAUAAAGUGCAUCUUUCAAACGAAUCUAUGUGUAAAUCUUUCAAUUUCCACUCAUUUUCAACUUCCAUCAUUGCAAAGCAAAAACAGUAGAGGAUCGAUAUUUUUCAUAGCAUUAAAUAACCUCCUUUAAUUUCUAAAUAUUGUGUAGCAUUAAAAUUAGUAUUCCAAAAAAAAAAAUAUAUAUAUAUACAUACACAUAUAUAUAUAUAUAUAAGAAACAUGGCAGAGAAAGUAACAACGAGGAGAAAAAAAAAUAUACAAAAAUUCGAGCAAGAGAAUACACUGGCUACGAUCUCAUCGAUUGUGUUAGAUCAAAGCCGAAGACAUGUGAUCGACGUUCAUACGAGAUCUACGGAGAAAACUGCUAUGGAUAUUGAAAUGAAAAAAAGAGCCCUAUCUUUGGCUACGAAUUUAAAAAAAAUUUCAAAAUUCGAUAAGAAAAUGAUGGUGCAAAAAGGUAUAGAGGAGGAGAAGAUAAAAACAGAAGAAGAAAAAGAAGAAGAAAAAAUAGAAGAAAUGGCUACUAUUUUGGAUAUGAAAUCUAAAAAGUACUUACAAGGAGAAGAAUUAAUAAUAUACAAACAGCGUGGUAGCUUUUUCAAUCCUAGGCCUAGUAUAUUCCCAUCGCCGGUAUCCAUAAUGGAAAUGAAAACGAUCGAUACCAGUGAUAAGGUAUUCAUUCACAUAAGUAUAUCUGUAUACAAAGUAUGCAGAUCAUCUUUCAAAAUGAUGAUACGUAAUAUGCCGUACAUUUAUUUAUACGGGUGAGAUAGAAAAAAAAUAAAUCUAUAAAAAAAUCAAGAAAAUUAUAAGAAAUCUGUUAAAGUUAAAGCGAUUGAAAGCUAUUGAAGUUGAUCGACGAAUGAUAUAUUUAUAAAUAUAGCUCGUCGAUGAUAAAAAAAUGUUGAUCUCGGAAGAAUCAAUGAUAGAAAGGAGUGUAGACGAAGAUCUUUCAACAAACCUAACACGGUACGAAGCAACAGUGAUAGCCUCUGUCCUUGAGGAAUGCGUAGAUCAACUGGCUGUCUUACGGCAUGCCAUACCAGCAGAGAUCGAUGAUCGUUGGGACGAUAUCGUGAAACCUAUUAAGGAGAAAUAUGGUGCCUUAGAAGAACCCCAUAUAAUAAUCAGAGAGGAAACUAAUUUGCCACCAUUGAUAUUGUCGAAUCCAGCAAAACUUCAGAGAGAUAGAACUUAUAUGUACAAGAUUCUAAAGAUGACUCUCGAUGAGAUCAAACGUUACCAAAAAUUCGACAUCCUCAAAGAAGAGGUAAAUGAUAUUAUGAAGAUGUUGGAGGACGAGUACAAUCUUAAAGAAACUUGUACGUUCUGGGAGAAUCAAGUUAAUCAAUUACGACAAUUGAUCAAAGACGAAACGAGCAAACAGGAACGUGAGAAAAGGCAAUUACUGAAAUUGGCUCAAAUGACAAAAGCUAAAGUCGAUGAUGUUGUAUACGAGAUGGCAUUGAAAAUGGGUUACGUAGACAAGUGGGAAAAUGCAAGAUUUACUCAGCAUUUGUUUCAAUUGACAACGGAAGAGCAAAAUCUUUUGAAUGAAAUUGACGAAUAUAAAAAAAAGCAAAUCGUAGAGAAAAUUGUUACAGAAAAAAUAUGUGCUUACUAUCAAGAGAGUAUCAAAGAUAUGGAGAAUGAGAUGUUGGCAUGGUCCAAUCGAUAUGACGACGAAAUCGAACAAAGACAACGAGAUAUAAACGAUUUGAAGGAAAAAGUUGAAGAACAAAAACUUGAAAUUCAAGAUUUACGUGUUAUGAAAGACGAGAGACAGGCAUUUAUAGACGAGAAUCUAGCUGAGAUAAGGAGAUUGGAAGAAGAAGCUAAAUAUCAAGCGAUUCUCCAUCGUGCCGCUACAAUAAUUCAAGCAGCAAUAAGGGGAUAUUUUGUGAGACACGAAUUGGGCGAGUAUAAAAAUCUUCGAGCACAAUUACGUAAAAGGAAAAAAUUGGCUGCCGCGAAAAGGAGGAAAUUGGAAGCACAACGAAAGAAAUUGGAAGAGGAAGAAAUGAAGAAAUUGAAAAAUACUAGAUUAAAAACAGGCAAGAUUAAGUGAGAAUAGAAAAAGAAGAAGAACCGAAGGUUCAAUGUUGGCGCUUCGAAGGAUUAAAAAAAAAAAAUAUAUAUAUAUACCACUAGGUAAUUCGAUGUUUGUCCGUAUUUAUCUGUAUAAAUUAUUCAAAUAUACUUUUAAACAAUGAUUAGAGAUACAAUAUUUACAUAAUAUUCUGACUCACACUCAUGCGAACACACACGCGCACAGUAUCGUUGCCGCCUUAAGUAUCGGCGGUAAUCAAUGGCAUCGAAUAGAAAUAUCCAUUGAAAAAAAAAAAAA